Messenger RNA from Talaromyces rugulosus, 2457 nucleotides. RefSeq lists its product as uncharacterized. The coding region runs from base 1 to 2457 and encodes 818 amino acids. Lineage: Eukaryota; Fungi; Ascomycota; Eurotiomycetes; Eurotiales; Trichocomaceae. Gene Ontology annotation, biological process: arachidonate metabolic process. The record is from RefSeq and is a predicted model, not a curated record. Gene Ontology annotation, cellular component: membrane. The transcript has 7 exons.
AUGAAGCUAGUCACUGAAGAUGCAUCCUGGCUCCGAGUCAUAUACAAGGAUGGAUUUUGGUUGCAAAAUACCGGGCGUCUAUCUAACCUCCUUCAAGGUUUGCCAAACCCGGACUCUCAGACACCUCAGUUACUGCACUUUGUUGGACAGGCUGCAAAAGAUAAAGCCAUCCGCGCGGUCUUCCCUGAUAGCUUUCAAAGGCGCACUUCCAUGUCCAGUCUAUAUGACCUCCGUGUGGUAGAUUCCACCGCGAGCUCCUGUGCACCUUUGCUUCUAGCAGACUGCAAUCCAUUUACAGCACCUGUCCAGGAUGAGUUGUCGACAGAAUCAAAGAACCACCUACUUGAAGUAAAGUGGCCUGCUACAUCUCGACACAUCGUGAACGUUCUUUUGGCGCGUCUCACCUUUCCCUUUAGUGACCUGAUUUGCAUCUUUGUCGAAGAUUUUUCAGAUCUGAGAGAAGUUGCAAUCCAGUUAAUCGGCUGGGCGAAGGCAGCACAGUCGUCCAGCCUUCCUUCUUCCAACCGCCCAAAUGUGAUUUUAAUCUGGUCUGAGUCUGCCAGUACACAGCAGCAGAUCGAAGAUUACAUUAGUGGACCGGAUUGGACUGAGAUAGGUGACAUGUAUACGCUACUGCCGCCUUUCUACCAGAACAAAUCUAAGAAUCAAGGAAAUAUGCCACUCAAGAAUGUCCUUUUGUCACACUUGCAGGAAAUCAACGAACGACGCAAUCAAAAUGGAACGCGGCUAUCCUGUAGCCACUUUGCGGCUUUUUUCCGUCUCGCUCUUGAGCACGUUGCCAAAACCGCAUCGGAUCCAUUCGAUUUCAUUGCUGCGACGAGGGCGGACAAUCUCCUUGAGGGGGCAUUUGUCGGCCAUAUUAUAAACUUUCUUCGACUUAGUCUGGCGCUUGAUGUCUCCUAUUAUGACAUGGCUUCUUUCAUCGCAUCUGCCAUCCUCAUGGACGCUUAUCCGCCAAAUAUGCAUCGGUUCCCCCCAAGCGAAGUCUUCCACUCUCUAUAUAUGCCUUUCUGCUCCCAGGCUGCAAGCCAGGUGGCCAAUGGCGAGGAUGCGGUUACUAUACCAACUUUGAUAGAAACCCAUUUUUGUCGGCUGUUUGGUGAAUUAGCAACCGGAGAUAGGACUUCGGCUCAGGUCCACAGCGACAACUUGAGCCUCCGAAGUCGAGUCUGGUCGCUAAUGCGGUCUAACCACACGUGCCUCUUCUGCAUACGGCGAAAGCCCGAAGAGCAUGUCCUCACCUGCGGUCAUACAAUCUGUGACCAAUGCGCGCGCAUUUAUGGUCAGGAGUCGAAGGAGGCGGACCAACGGUUCGUUGUGUCGUUUUGUAUUCUAUGCAAAGUUUCCGCAAGAGUAGUAGCGAGUUUAACCCCUCCGACGGCAAACUUGAGUAUUCUCAGCAUUGAUGGCGGCGGUACGAGAGGCGUUAUACCCCUAGAAUUUUUACGGGCUAUGCAAGACUUGAUUGAAACGCCCCUUGUUGAUCUGUUUGAUUUGUCAGGAGGGACAAGCUCAGGCCUCAUAAUGAUGGGCUGGAAUGUUCACCAAUGCAGCCAUGUAUUUGACAAACUCGCGCGACGUGUAUUUCACAGAUCUCCGUGGGUCAGCGGCCAGUUCUGGAAUUUCUUUACAGGUCUUCUACGCUGCAUCAUUUCUGACGGCGUAUACGACGCAAAUACCAUGGCGCAAACUUUAAUGGAUAUCCUGGGAUCGGAUCGCCCCAUGUUUGGGUACACCAAAGGAUACUCCGGAAAGAAAGUACUCAUCACGGCAACGGAUACUGAAAAUUCUUCUACGUUGGUGUUCGCCACAUACAACGGAAAUGCUGCCGUGGGGAGAUAUGAGUUUGUGCAUCAUGAGGAUGUCACAAAUGAACCUCUAGUGUGGAAAAUCGGGCAAGCAACGUCUGCUGCACCAGGGCUAUACGCGCCGGUGGAAAUGGACGUCCCUCUGAAAAGAACACUUCAGGACGGUGGAUUAGGCGGUCACAAUAAUCCUACUCUUCUCUGUCUUCUUGAACGACGUCGGCUGUUGUCUUUCCACGUAUCUGGUUAUGUGCUUUCCCUUGGGACUGGCAAAAGGAUGAAUCGCAAAGAUGAUCACCCCAACAAGACGCAACGAAACGACAUCUCCCAAUGGCUCCACAACCAUGCGGUCUUUCGCAUGGGUCGUUCACUGGGUCGAUGUGUGGAUGGUGAUCAAGUAGCCAGCCGACUCUUUGACGUGAAAGUCUCUCGUUUCAAUAUCGAACUUUGCGGGCCGUUAAGGAUAUCUGAUACCGCUGGAAUGACAGCCCUACGAAAAAAGGCACGAGAAGGUUUGACUAGAUCCAGUCAGGUGUUCGAGGAGACUACCAAUGCACUUGUCGAAAGGCUCGAUCCGCUGUCGCGGCAACUGUCAAACCGUCGUAUCGGACCUUUUGAGACUACAGGAUAA